CUUCGCACUUGAGAGUCCGACUUCAGAGGAGAAACUACGGGCAGAGUCAGUCGGGGCAAAGAAGAAAUGCGUCGUCUCGUUCUUAGCAACCCUUUCGUGGCGGUUGUCGCACCGAUCCUUCUCGGUGUGCUGGCGCACAAGCUUCUGAGUAAGAGGAGAGCAAGUGCGCAAAGAGACGCGGAUGAUCAGCAUCCUGGUACGCCUAGUAUUCCGAUCCAGCCGAGUGAAAAUGACUACGGCGUGUUCUUAAGCUUUCGAGGCAAAGAUACUAGAGAGCGCUUUGUCGACCACCUCUACUGUGGCCUCGUCAAUGCCGGGAUCUGUGUCUUCAGGGACGAUGCUGAGCUCCUCAAAGGCGAGGAUUUGAGCUCAAAUCUUCAGGAAGCCCUUGAGAACAGUAAGAUUUUAAUCCCGAUUAUCUCUGAGAAUUAUGCUUCUAGUAAAUGGUGCCUUGAUGUACUGGUUCGCAUGAUGGAGUGCCAAAAACACUUGGGGCGGUUAGUGUUGCCCAUAUUCUACAAAGUGGAACCUGCAGAUGUGCGAUAUCAAACGGGUCAUUUUGGACAGGCAUUUCAUCGUUCUCAGGCGCGUUUAGCCCAAAAGGUGGUUGUGCACAAAUGGAAGCAAGCUCUCGGAGAAGUCAGUUCCUUACGAGGAUGGGAAGUUGCUAAUGGGAGUGAAGGAGAAUUGGUAGAAUUGGUUGUGCACAAUGUUUUGAAAGAGUUGAAGAAAGCGGUGGAGUUGGUUGUUAGUGAUUAUCUGGUUGGCAUUGACAGUUCUGUGGAGGAGGUUAUGGAAUUGGUAAAUAAGAAUGCUAGUGCUACCAUGCGUGUGGGAAUUUAUGGAAUUGGGGGAAUUGGUAAGACGACUCUUGCCAAAAUUAUAUAUAACAAGUUGUCCAAUCAAUUUGUGCAUCGUAGCUUCAUUCCAGACAUCAGGGAAUCAUGUAAUUGUAAUGGUAUUAAUUACUUGCAAAAUAAAUUAAUCUUUGAUAUGCAGAAAGAGAAAAUUCAAUUUUGUAAUAGCGACGAAGGAAUCAAGUACAUAUCAUCUAGGUUAAAAGAUAAGAAAGUUCUCAUUAUUCUUGAUGAUAUGGAUACCGCUAAUCAGUUAGAGGCUUUGGUUGGAAAUCCUGUUUGGUUUGCGUCAGGAAGUAGGAUUUUUGUUACCACUAGAAAUGAGAGUGUUCUUGAUAGGACUGGAGUGGACAUCAAGUACGAACAUAAGCAAAUGGAUGAGGAGCAAUCUCUUAUCCUAUUUUCUAGACAUGCAUUUCAAAGAGACUGUCCUCCAAGUGAAAUUUUAGCUCUCUCUCGUCAUGUGGUAUCUACAACGGGAGGAAUUCCCUUGGCUAUUGAGGUUGCAGGUUCAUUUUUGUGUGAUAAACCAUCACCAAUUUGGGAAGAAACAAUACAGAAGAUGCAAAAUAUACCUUACAUGGCAGUGCAAACAAAGUCAAGGAUAAUUGAUGUAGAAGUGGAGGAGGAUCAAAGAAAUGUGGAAGAUGUGAAUCUUGCCACGUCUAGUCCUUCCAUACUGCCAAGUGAAAAUGAUUAUGAAGUGUUCUUGAGUUUUAGAGGCGUAGAUACUCGAAGAGAUUUCACUGACUAUCUCUACAGUAGCCUCAUCGAUGCUGGAAUCCGUGUCUUCAAGGAUGAUGAUGAGCUCCGCGUAGGCGAGAGAUUGAGCGAAGAUCUUAUGCAAGCCAUUAGGAACAGCAACAUUUUGAUCCCAAUUAUCUCUGUAAAUUAUGCUUCUAGCAAAUGGUGUCUUGAUGAACUCGUUCAGAUGAUGAACUGCAGGAAAUGCUUAGGGCACAUAGUGUUCCCUAUAUUUUACAAAGUGGAACCUGCAGAUGUCCAAGGUCAAAAGGGUUGUUUUGGAGAGGCAUUUCAUUAUUCCGGAAGGCGUUUCGAUCCAGACUCUACGGAGGAAUGGAAGCAAGCGCUGAGAGAAGUCAGCUCCUUACAAGGAUGGCAGUUUGCUAAUGGGUAUGAAGGAGAAUUGGUAAAAUCAGUUGUGCAAGAUGUUUUGAACGAGUUGAAGAAAGUGGUGGAAUUGGAUUUUUCUAAGAAUUUGGUUGGAAUUGAUAGUCAUGUGGACGAGGUUAUGAAAUUAAUAAAUAAUAGUUCUGGUGCUACCUUAUGUGUGGGAAUUUAUGGAAUGGAGGGCAUCGGUAAGACGACUCUUGUUAAAGUCAUCUACAACAAGCUAUUGAAUCAAUUUGAGCAUUGUAGCUUCAUUGCAGACAUCAGGGAAUCAUGCAAUCGCAAUGGUAUUAGUUACUUGCAAAAUCAAUUAAUCCGUGAUAUAUUGCGAAGAAAUAUUCGAUUGCAUAACACAGAUCACGGAAUCCACAUCAUCUCAUCUGAGCUUAAAGAUAAGAAAGUCCUCAUUAUUUUAGAUGAUGUGGAUACCAUUGAUCAAUUAGCGCCUUUGACUGGAAAUCCUAAUUGGUUUGCACUAGGAAGUAGGAUCUUUGUUACCACUAGAGAUAAGAGUGUUCUUAAUAGGGCUAGAGUGGACAUCAAGUAUGAGCUUGAGGAAAUGGAGGAAGAGAAAUCUCUAGUCCUAUUUUCUAGACAUGCAUUUCGAAGUGACUCUCCUCCUAGAGAGUUUUCAGCUCUCACUCGUCUUGUGGUAUCUAUAAUGGGAGGGCUUCCCUUAGCUCUCAAGGUUAUAGGUUUAUUUUUGUGUGGAAAACCAGAAAAACUAUGGGAAGAAGCGAUACAUAGGAUGCAAAAAAUGCCUCAAAAGGAAGUGCUAGAAAAGUUGAUGAUAAGUUAUGAAGGAUUGGGGGAGGAUCAAAGGCAAAUGUUCCUGGAUAUUGCUUGUUUUCUAAUUGGGAGUGAUGCAAGAGUUGCGUACUACAUGUGGGAUGCUUGUGGCUUUUCUGUGGAGGAAGGAAUUGGAGUACUGAGAUUUCUGUCGUUCAUAAGUAUUGGGAAUAAUCAUGAGCUCAUAAUGCAUGAUCAAAUGAGAAUUCUUGGUAGGGAAAUUGUGCGUGCAGAAAACUACCACAAACCUCACGAACGUAGUAGAUUGUGGGAUUACGAGGAAGCCUUGGAAGUGCUAAAGAGCAAAAGGUAA
This is a messenger RNA of Eucalyptus grandis, 3090 nucleotides long. RefSeq names its product disease resistance protein RUN1-like. Gene Ontology annotation, biological process: defense response; signal transduction. The coding region runs from base 67 to 3090 and encodes 1007 amino acids. NCBI's taxonomy places the organism in Eukaryota, Viridiplantae, Streptophyta, Magnoliopsida, Myrtales, Myrtaceae. The transcript is spliced from 3 exons. Gene Ontology annotation, molecular function: ADP binding; ATP hydrolysis activity. The record is from RefSeq and is a predicted model, not a curated record.